AUGUUGCUUCUAACGCUCCUUUUUGUGUCCUCAGCUUUGGCUAUCCCUUUGCUGGAUACGGAGCAAUGUGCCCGUGGAGCCUCUUACUGGUGUCGGAAUGUGAGGACUGCGUCCCUGUGCGGUGCUGUGACUCAUUGCCAGCAGAACGUCUGGAGCAAACCCCAGAUGAAAACCGUGCCAUGCAAUUUAUGUAAGGAGGUGAUUAUGGUGAUCUCGCAUAUUUUGAAAGACAAUGCGACCGAGGCUGAAGUUCUCGGCUACAUGGAGAAAGGCUGCCAACUCAUUCCUGAUCAAGGUUUGAGUGCAGAAUGCAAGGAGAUUGUUGACAAUUAUUACCCAUUCGUCAUGGGAAUCAUCCUGGAAGCGCUCGACGAUCCUGGGGUUGCUUGUGGAGCUAUUGGCUUGUGUCGCUCGAAGCUGAUGUUUCAGGACCAGCCCCUGUCAAAUGAGAUACCACAGGUUGACCUCUCCCAGCCAAUGACACCGUUCCUGCUUAAUGUGCCUGGGCUCCUGUACCCACAAGAAAUUACCAAACCAGAAACUUCAGUCAAAAGUAGUGAUGUUCUUUGCCAGGACUGCAUCAAGUUAAUGACCGAUGCACAAGCGGCACAAAAGGCCAACUCCUCAUUUGUAGAUGAUCUAAUUGCGAAGUUUGAGGACAACUGUGAACAGAUGGGGCCUGGUCUGUCAGACUUAUGCAAGGAGUAUAUUGGCCAAUAUGGCAGCCUUGUUUUUCAGAAGAUCAUGUCCAUGGAUCCCAAAGAUUUUUGUUGCAGUGUUGGCUUCUGUAAUUCUGUUAAAAACUCCGCUCCCAUGUUGAAGUUGCAGGCUGCCAAAAUUGUACCGGCUGCCAAAACCUUGCCCGCUCUCAGUCUUGUUCCUGCCAUCAAAGUAGAAUCUGCAAAACUCGCCAAACCCAUGGUCCGUCUUCAGGAUUCCCCAACUUGUGCAAUCUGUGAGUUUGUGAUGAAGCAGUUAGAAAGCAUGUUGGAAGAUCAUGCAACUGAAGAGGAAGUGAUUGAAGCUGUGGAAAAAGUUUGUACAUAUUUGCCCUCUAGCUUGACUGCUCAGUGCAAGGACCUGAUCCAGACCUACGGGGAGGCAAUCAUUGAUCUGCUGGUGAAGCAGGCUGAUCCCAAGGCUGUUUGCACAAUGUUGGCAUUCUGCAAAGAGGCCACACAUGCAUAA
Messenger RNA from Nerophis lumbriciformis (worm pipefish), 1188 nucleotides. The record is from RefSeq and is a predicted model, not a curated record. NCBI's taxonomy places the organism in Eukaryota, Metazoa, Chordata, Actinopteri, Syngnathiformes, Syngnathidae.